UAGCUGCUUUUACGGUACCGGUACGCGUUCUGGUUUUUUGCAAUGUAGAACACUAGAGAAGAUAACUCUGAUUUUUACUUGUAUUCCAUAUAAUAAUCUGAGAUUGUCUCUGUCAUGGCUUGGCGCUGUGUCGCAUCGUGCUUGGAUACGGUACCUUGUGUCUGUGUAUGAUUUUGCAGGUUCGAACCAUCAAGUCCAUGCGUCCAUGAAAUAAAUAACUGGCUAUCGUUACCACAAUGUGAAACCGGAUAAAUUGGGAAGGUUUCACUACCGCGGUAACAAGACAAGUGGCUUUGGUGAUCAAGAGACUGAAUUUAUUGCUGUAUUGUCUUUCCCCUCGGAUGAAUAUGUGAAAUCCUUGAUGUACGAACUGACUUUUGUUCAUGUCCAUGGCAGAGGUGAAAAUGAGUAACACCAUAAUAUGAUGACAUUGAGGAGGGCUUUAUUGACUUGAAUUUGUAAGCAGUUUACAGGAUAAUUUCUAUAUAAAUACCAACACCAGAUCAAGUUUACAAACUAACAUUGGAGAAUGGAGAUGAACGAUUUUUUCUGCCAGCAAUGUGGAAAGAACUUCAAAUUAAAAUGGAAUUUAAAAGAGCAUAUGAGAACUGAUACCGAAGAAAUAACUUAUACUUGUGAGCAAUGCGAAAAGGAUUCCUCGCGAUUAUUUCAAUCACAAAAGCAUGAUCGAACUGAUACCCGACAAAAGCCUUAUAUUUGUAAACGAUGUGGGAAGAGUUUUUCACAAUCAUCUGAUUUACGAGUACAUGAGCGAACUCAUACGGGAGAAAAACCGUAUAUUUGUAAACAAUGUGAGAAGCGUUUUUCAGGAUUAUCUAAUUUACGAGUACAUGAGCGAACUCAUACUGGAGAAAAACCAUAUGUUUGUAAACAAUGUGGAAAGAAAUUUUCACAAUCAUAUAAUCUAAAAUCGCAUAAGCUAACUCAUACAGGAGAGAAACCAUACGUUUGUGAACAAUGUGGGAAGGGUUUUUCACGAUUAUCUCAUCUAAAAUCGCAUGCGCGUACUCAUACUGGAGAGAAACCAUAUGUAUGUGAACAAUGUGGGAAGGGAUUUUCACAAUUAUCUCAUCUAAAAUCUCAUGCGCGUAUUCAUACUGGAGAGAAACCAUACGUAUGUGAACAAUGUGGGAAGGGAUUUUCACGAUUAUCUCAUCUAAAAUCGCAUGCGCGUACUCAUACUGGAGAGAAACCGUGCGUUUGUAAACAUUGCGGGAAGGGCUUUUCACAAUCCUCUUAUCUAAAAGUGCAUGAGUCAACUCAUACAGAAGAAAAACCGUACGUUUGUAAACAAUGUGGGAAAUGUUUUUCACAAUCCUCUUAUCUAAAAGUGCAUGAGUCAAUUCAUACAGAAGAAAAACCAUACAGUUGUAAACAAUGUGGGAAGAGAUUUUCACGAUUAUGUCAUUUGAAAGUACAUAAGAUAACUCAUACAGGAGAAAAACCUUUUGCUUGUGAACAAUGUGGAAAAUAUUUCCCAUCAAAAUCAAAUUUACAAAGACAUCUGCUAAUCCAUACAGGCAAGAAGUCUUGUUUGUAAACAUGGAAAGUGUUUUUGACAUUUACACAGCUUACCCAAGAGGAAAACCCUUCUACUUGGCAACAACGUGAAAUAGUGAUUUGAACCCACAAUAGGAAAGAUCUUGGGAAAUAAAACAACAAUCCUGCCUUCAACCGUUCUUCUGAAAUACUAUCAGUCGCGGGAGAACGAGAUUCUUCACAUUCAUAAGAUUGAACCGGAACAGCAAAGUGGAUGCACCCACCAGAAUUUAAUCACACAAGAACAUUCAAGUAUCCAGUGUAUAAAUUGCCUCAUCUCAAGUUUCAGCAUCUUCCCUGCAAUCCCGUAUUGUAUACGCCCAUAUUUAAAUUUAUCCAUCUAUUCCAACUCCAUAAUCAGCAUAUCGGAAUUGAUAAAACUGAUUACAAAAUCAGCAGAAACUAUCGAAACCUUGGACAAGGUUUUUCUAAGAAUAAAUGGUAUGUUUCAUACUGCUUUCGGUAGAUUAUGAACUAAUAUGAUAGUGCUAUUAUUGUCAGAUUAUUUGAAGGCCGAAUUCUUUAUCAUCGCAAUGUAACCAAUUCAAAAUAAGAUGGCAUCUAACUUUGUAGAAAUCGUUCAAUCAAAAUGAUUCAUUUUACUUCUCGUUCAGCUUGAAAAGGCUUAGUUUUUUUGCGUAUUUUCAUCCUUGAUAUUUGGCUUACAAAUAAUAUCAAAAAAAUUACGGGAAGGAAAAAUUUUGCUCUAGUGACAUUAUCCAACAUAAUGUUCGUUUAUUGUAUUUUGUUCUCGUCAUGACUGUUUUCUGUUCAACAAAACAAUAGCAGUGGAUGAUUUCACGGUUUUCGACCACUAUCAA
Messenger RNA from Styela clava, 2381 nucleotides. NCBI's taxonomy places the organism in Eukaryota, Metazoa, Chordata, Ascidiacea, Stolidobranchia, Styelidae. The record is from RefSeq and is a predicted model, not a curated record.